ACACACACGUGGAUGAUGGUUGCUAUGGUCAAUAUCACCAAGUACUAUUGGACCAAAGCCAAAAAGCUCGUCUCUGAUUGGCUGUGGUUUAGCCAAGGAAAUGGAUCUUAAAAUCAGCUGUUCAAUGCUCCGCUGAUGUCAGAACGAAAAGGUUUUUGUUAGAGGAACGAUCUGGACCCCCCUAUUUUUGAGUUCAGAACUCUGUGAACAACACGGUUCUCAAUAUAACUUGGUGUCUGACGGAUAUUCAUGUCAAAUAGUCAACUAGUUAUACCGGUAAACGCCGGUGGUAAGCAAUUGUCUUCACUUUCCUGGACUCGAAUCGUGGACAAAUUCGGUUGUAUCGUGAGAAACAGAAUUAACAUGAAAAUAUCAAACGUUAAUGAAGAUUCUGAAUCGUGGAUCGAUUCUAUAGAUUCAGAAUUACAAGAAGGACAAGUAGACGAAGUAGCCACCUGCAGUUUACUCUCUCAACGUUUAGAAAGCGCACUUCGUGAAGCUAAACUGAAAUCCGUCCUGACUAGUGAAAUCUUAAUACCUUGCAAUCUAACCCACCGAAUAUCCCUAGACGUUAUCAAAAUGGCAGAAGUGGAACCGUGCGGUUUGAAAGGAUGUGUCAUAUACAUCCUCCUGGACGACAGAUCGACGUGUAAGAGGAUAGGAAAAGUAUUCUGUGAUCCUCAAGUGGUAUCGACUUUUGAAGUAUUUCUGACUCUAAGAAAGGACUCUGCUAACAAUUGGUUGAGUCUUCGUAAUUUUAUGAGAAGGCUAGGCAGGUCCUCGCCUCUAGUAAUAAGCCAAGAGUACAAUUUAAGUAAAAGAAAACUGUAUAGAUCAUCUAGUCUCGAAGACUGACAUCUUCCCACCUAUAAGGAUCAAAUUUUCGGUUUUUUUUAUAUACACGCAUAUAUACAAAAUACGUAAUGUAGAAUGUGAUUGUGUUAGUUGUUACAAUUUUUGAAUGUGUGUACUUGUGUGAGCGUGUGUGGUAAUUUCUCCACUCUGAUCUCUCUAUUAGCGAUUUACUCAUUUUUGUGGUCUUUUGUGUGUAAUUUGAAUUUUUUUGGUCUUGGUACACUGAAUGCUCUUGUGCAGUGCACCAGAGCCUGACCAGAUGUAAAUGGCUAGUCGGUUGUCAUCCUCGUUUUCACGUUGCCAACAGGUAAACUUUAUUUUUUACCUUUAAAGUACGUCUCCCACCAUAACGAUAUUUAUCCUCGAGACACUUAAGCAUGUACUUUUUUUACAAUGAAAAAACAAGAGGAAAAAAAAUUAAAAAAUAUAUAUAUAUUAAAAUGACUAUUUUUUGUAGUUUAUUAUGGUUAUUGUGUAUGUAAUAUAUACUGGGACCUAUAACAAUCGGAUCGUUUAUUCUCGUAACCUGUCCAUCCAUGUGUAUGACCGCCAUUUCGCUCCAUCUGCUUCCGCAGGAAAUUCAGAAAAACUUUAAAAUAUUAAAGUAUUUUCGCUAACUAAAUUUAUAACACAAUAAGAUAACAUUAAACAUUCUAAGUCACGUAUUUUUUAGACAUUUACAAUUUAAAUUACCUUUACAUUAUAAAAAUAAAAAAAAAUUACCACGUGUGUACGGUGCCUAUGUAAUUUAAUGGCAAUCUGUUUUCUAAAUUCGCUAUUUAUGUUAGGAAAAGAAAUUAUUUAAGAACUUUUAAGGUUAACAAACUUAUGUAUUGCUCUUUUUUUCUUUCUUUAUACUUUUUUCAAAGAUAAUUAUAAGCAACUCGUUACGGGAGCCAAUUGGGGAAACAGUCGAGUAUUAACGUCACCCGAUUGACGUUUGUGAAUAAUGAAUGUCGAGUUCAUGUCAAUGAACGUACUUCUCGUAAAAACAAACAUUUCCUUUAAAAAAAGGAUGAUAAAUUUAUUAAAAGAACCUUUCAGAGAGAUGUUACAAUUUAUCAAACUGACAGAUUCUAUUUAAUAAAAGAUUUUUACCAACACGUCAAAGUACAAAAAUCAUAUUUAAAGCAUAUUUAAAAGGAAACAGUGCUACUAAGAGAGUAACACUUUUUCCUUUUAGUUAUGAUUAAAAGUAUAAAGAAUAUUUAAAGUAAUAAUUAACAUACCGCUCUU
Messenger RNA from Centruroides sculpturatus (bark scorpion), 2091 nucleotides. RefSeq names its product DNA damage-inducible transcript 4-like protein. Gene Ontology annotation, biological process: regulation of TOR signaling; apoptotic process; negative regulation of signal transduction. The transcript has 2 exons. The record is from RefSeq and is a predicted model, not a curated record. Bases 250 to 855 code for a protein of 201 amino acids. Gene Ontology annotation, cellular component: cytoplasm. NCBI's taxonomy places the organism in Eukaryota, Metazoa, Arthropoda, Arachnida, Scorpiones, Buthidae.